Molecule: messenger RNA, 1365 nt
Organism: Acipenser ruthenus (sterlet)
Lineage: Eukaryota; Metazoa; Chordata; Actinopteri; Acipenseriformes; Acipenseridae
Exons: 10
Coding region: 146-1084 (312 amino acids)
Source: RefSeq, a predicted model, not a curated record
GUGUCUGUCAGGAAGAAUGUCCCGGUCAUCGCUCAGGAAGGACUGGAGAAGGAGGACUGGGAAGCGGCUCUCUCCAUAGCCCAGGGAGCGGUGAUGUCCGAGUGGCAGGUGGUGUUCCACCAGACCGGGAUGCCCCCCCAAAACCAUGACCGCCGAGGACGCCCGUACUGCAGGAUACCUCGUCAACUCCACGUCCAGCCGCAUCAUCUUCAGGUCGCCCUACGGCAUGCCCAUGUCCGAGGUGCUCCUGGUGUCGGGGAUCCCUGUGGAAGUCGUCAGAGCCACUGUGUUCUACAAGCAGAGGUGGAUGCUGCUAUUGGUGGACACUUCAGCUGCCUGCGCCAAGAACCCCUCUGUUUUCAAUGGCACCUACUUGAGCUGGGUCACCCCGAGGCUCAUCACCCCGCUGGUCCUGCAUCCCACCAAGUUCCUGGAUAAACUGAUCACGAUGGGGGUGGAGGGGAGAGGCCUGGAUGAGGUCGCUGCUACCAGCAGGGGGUACCAGCUGCUAGUCAACAGCACUGCAGUGGAAAUCCGCAUUCCCUUCGGAGCUGUGGGGGGGUAUCGCAAGAGUCAUGUGAUUGAUAACAAGUACAACCAGGUGUAUGAGAUUGACCUUUUCCUGGAGCACCAAUGGACUGACGACCUGUGGGAGGUGACCCAGCACCGCUCCUUCAAGCCAGCCUGCUCCCCCUACCUCCCUGAGACCCCUUAUGUGGUGAACAACACCGUCCCGAGUGAGAAGGGCUUCACGGUGACCCUUGGUAACUUCAAGCCGGACGUUGAGCUGAAGAACCUGACCCUCAACGGGGUUCCUCUGACCCUUCCCGAGGCCCAGAACAGAGGCGUGAAGAUCAGCGAGGUCCAGCACCCCAACGGCACCAAGGAUUUCGUCCUGAAGGUCCCCUUCAACAACCCGCUGGUCUCUGUAGAGUACAUUGGGGCUCUCAUCAGGAGGUACAGCUUGAACAUCAACUACACCUUGAACAUUGUCCCCCAGAAUGAGCCGUAUUUUCACCCGGUUGCUAUUGUGUGCGAUGUGAAGGAUGUUGGUGUAUUUCCAUUGCAUGGCUGUGGUUUGUGAUCCCAACCUGGAGGAUACCUGCAAUAAGACUUGUGUGCCUGGAGCCCAGAGAUCUGUGUGGAUCGCUACAGCCAGAUCAGAGGCUACAUUUCUGCUGGGCCGGUUCAAUUGGUACCAGAAGGACAAGUCUCGGACCUUCAAACAGCAGGUGACUCCCCCUUGGUUCUGGCGCUGGGCGUGGCGUCCGCUCUCCUCGGAGUUCUGCUCGUCAUUCUUGUUGCUGUCGGAUUCAGGAGAUGUUAAACUUGCUGUCUACCCCAAUAAAGAUUUUUGCAUCUCGA